Messenger RNA from Thrips palmi, 2953 nucleotides. Its product is annotated as aldehyde dehydrogenase family 16 member A1-like. Gene Ontology annotation, molecular function: oxidoreductase activity, acting on the aldehyde or oxo group of donors, NAD or NADP as acceptor. The transcript has 13 exons. Bases 292 to 2721 code for a protein of 809 amino acids. Lineage: Eukaryota; Metazoa; Arthropoda; Insecta; Thysanoptera; Thripidae. The record is from RefSeq and is a predicted model, not a curated record.
UUCCGUUCAAAACAAAGAGAGAAGGACCGUCGCCGCCGGCAACACGGCACCAGCUGAUGCCUGUUAUCUGCCAGACAUAUCUAGUGGCGUAUUUGUUUGAUCGACUCUUAGGAUUAGGCACACCUUGGCGUGUCUUCGGCACAUUUUCACCCGAAGGCGGGGUCUGAUUGCUUGCUUCAUCGCGGCACAGUAAAUAGACGAAAGUGAUAAGGGCAAGGGCAAGGGCCACACAUCGUCUGCUCCUAUGACAUUUUGUCAAUCGCAGUUCGUGACAGCAAUAUUUUGAAAACCAUGUCUAAAGAUUCAGGCAGCAAACCCAGUAUUCAACAAAUAUUUGACAGCAUGGAAUAUGGACCGGUUUCUGAAGGAAAAAGUUUGGCUGAGGCCUGGUUAUUGGACAAUGUUGAAAAUUUCGGUCCUUUUAUUAAUGGCAAGAUGAAGAGCUCUCCACAGUCAGAGAAAACUACUCUUGUGUCAACAGGUGUCAAUUUUUCUGUGUGUUUCAUGCUAGAUAAAGAUGAAGACUAUUCAGCAUCUGUGUCAGCUUCUUCCAAUGCUUUUUCAAAGUGGGCAGAACUCGAUGGACAUGAGAGAGCAAGUAUAAUUUACAGCAUUGCAAGACAACUUCAAAAGCACAUUUCUCUCCUUUGUGAAGUGGAAGCACUCAGUCGAGGUGUUCAGGUUGGCAAUGUUCGAGAGUUAGACGUCCCAGCAGCCAUCCGAACAUUUUACUAUUAUGCAGGAUGGGCCCAGCUCAUCAAAACUGAAUUGAAAGAAUGGAAACCUCAUGGACCUGUUGCUGCAUACACAUCUGGCAGUGCCCCACUGUCAAGUUUAGCAAUGAUUAUCGCUCCUGCCCUUGCGGCAGGUAAUACGAUCACGCUUCUUCCGCAUGUGUCCAAUUGCUUGUCAGCACUUCUUCUUGCACACAUAUGCACUGCAUCAGGAGUUCCUCCAGGUGUCAUUAAUGUCGUGCCACAAGACCAUUCUGAUGAAAUGCUUUGUCCAGUUGUUCAUGACAACCAAGUAAGAAAAGUUGCUGUGGUUGGCUCACCUUGCCUUGGCCGUAGCAUCUUUUCAAACACCUUAGACCUGCAACAAAAUCAUGUGAUGUUGCUCAAUGGUUGUGUUCCAAUGAUAGUGCUAGAUUCAGCAGACCUUGAUGCUGUUGUUGACUGUGUGAUCGAUGCUGCUUGGAUAAACCAGGGACAGGAUCCCUGGGCACUGCGUCUUUUAAUUGUCCAAGAGUCCGUGUAUUCAGCCCUAAAGUCUAAACUGACAGCACGCAUCAAAUCAUUGAAAACAGGAAGCACCUUUGAAAAGAUGGCUGAUGUCAGCCAUAGUGUGGCCGACAGCUCCAUUAGCAAAAAACUUAAGGAAAUGUUAACGAUUGAUCCAAGCUCUGAGGUUGUGAAGCCAUCUGCUUCAAAUUCUGAUGACUGGGCACCUACUGUCAUCUUUUCUUCGGCUCCUCCAUCUGUGCCAGUUCUUCGAGCGAUUGAUGUGUGCCCAGCUGUACAUGUUGUUGCAGCCCGGUCUGCCAAAGAGGCAGUAGGCAUUGCCAACCACUGCGGUGGUGGAAUGGCUGCAUCAAUUUGGACUGAGAGUUCUGCAUUUGCUUGGGAGUCAGCACUGCAAAUGCAGACAAGUACUGUCUGGAUAAAUAGUCAUGGACUUUUGGAUGCUAGCAUUCCAAUUAGCGGACGGAACUUCACUGGGAGUGGAAGCUUUCUUGGAAAAGAAGGUCUGUUGGAAUUUCUCAAGCCAUCAAGCGAUUCUACAGCCUACCUGCUUCAAUCUUACCCAAGUGCCUCCACAAGUUUGCUCCCUUUAGUACCAUCGGCAACCGAAAUAUCUGCUGUUGAUCAAACUUACAAAUUAUUCUAUGGAGGAGGUCAUAAGAGACCAAACUCAAAUACAUACAGAACAGUUCUUGGAGCAAACGGAGAGUCAAUUGCAGUGGUCCCUGAGGCAAACAGGAAGGAUGUUAGAAAUGCUGUGGAAGCUGCUGUGAAAGUCCGGCAGGGGUGGUGGAAAAGAGGGUCCCACAAUCGUGCCCAAAUUAUUUAUAAUUUGGCUGAGAAACUGAAAGCUCGAGAGAGUCACUUUGCAAGAUGCCUCCAGACUCUGUACCAGAAUUUGGAUUUGAAGAAGUGUGAGCAAGAAGUGAAUGAGUGUGUCAAUCUCCUCUUCCAUUUUGCUGCUAUAUGUGACAAGGCUAUCCAGUCGACCAGCCAGGUCGCUAAUGGUGGCCUGCCUGUUGUUGUGAUGAGGGAACCCCUUGGUGUUAUUGGAGUAGUGUGCACAGCAACUGCUUGCAGCGCCCUUGCAGACCUUAUAACACUCAUUGGUGCAGCCAUUGCAUAUGGCAAUGUCUGCGUAGUGGUUACUGAUCUUGAGCGCUCUACCCCUGCAUUGGAGCUAGCACAACUUUUAGAAGUAGCUGAAAUCCCAGGUGGUGUCAUUAACAUUUUAUCUGGUGGAGCUAUCUCCCUGCUACCCACCCUGGGAGGACACAUGGAUAUUGAUGCCGUUUGGUGUACUGGGCAUCUGCACAAGUUAAGUGCCAUCCUAAAGGAAGAAAUAAGCAAAUCUAAUUUAAAACAGAACUGGGUGAUGGAACGGGUGUUGAGCCCUCUUAAACAUCGACAUGUGUUUGAAAUGAAAGCAUCUCAAAGCAAGGCUAUUUGGCUCUCGGGGCUUGCAUCAUUUGGAAGUUAAUUAUUUUCUGACUUCCUCUUUGACUGAUCUUUUUUUGAUACCUUGUCAGUAUGUUAUAAUUUGGGAUGGUAUAUUUUUAGAGAGGGUAGUGAACAAAUUGUUAUCAGUUUAUUCAUAAUUUUAUUCCUGUAAAAGUAAGUUAUUUGUGGGACCAUAGCGCAAAUGACUUGGUACACAAUUUUUCUUCCACAUAUUAAGCUUGACAGAGAAAAUAAUAUAUAUUUCCACAAAA